CAUUCUCGCUUUGGAAAACUCUUCUUUCUUCAUUCUCUGUCCUCACACUUCAGCUCAACUAUCAUUUGUUCAUAUAUGUGUGGGUGUGUGUGUAUGUAUAUGCAUAUAUAUACAGAGAGAGGAAGGGAGCUGCUUCAGUCAUCUGGCUUCAACUUCCAGUCUAUGCGGUCUGAGAACUUCCAUAGCUCAGGCGGGUUAUUUUCCUGCACUUUCUUCGGGUUUCUUUCUGCCUUGCACUAAAAAAAGAAUUAUCUUAUUCUCUCCGUUCGUGUUAGCAGCAAUAAGGGAAUCAUUUCUUGUGUUAAAACAGCUUUCUAUAACUGAUUUGAUUAGCCAUGAACCAUAGUGUUCCUGCUUGUAAUUCUCAGAGCAAUAGCAGUUUCAUCAAUCAAAAGAAUCCCAUGGGACCAGAUCAAGAACUUGUAGAGCUCCUUUGGCAAAAUGGACAGGUAGUUUUGAACAGUCAAACACAUAGGAAACCAGUUUUGAAUUCAGUACACUCCAGGCAAGUUCAGAAUAAUGAUCAAUCAACAUUGAGGACUGGUGGAUCAUACGGGAACUUGAGUAAUUUGUUUCAAGAAGAUGAGACAGUCUCAUGGAUCCAAUACUCACUGGAAGAUCCAUUGGAACAAGAAUUAUGUUCAGACUUUUUACCUGAACUUCCAUCCUGUGAGAUUGAACCUGGUAAGCCAAAUAAGCUGUUUGAAGAAGAGAAGUUUUCCAAAUUCACUACCGACAGCGCCUCCCAUCUGUCUGCAACUUCACAAUCACCUAAUAUGAAACUGUCCCCUGUUCAGAAAUUCUCGGGAAAUCCCAUCCUUUCUCCUAGAUUUUUUCCUGAUUCAUCUCAGAAAAACGUUGACUUUAAUGGGUCACCAAAAGUCCUUAAUUUCUCUCAGUUUUCAGCGGUUCCUAAGGUUGUUUCAACAUCUUCUAAUGCACAACAUGGAGAACAAGGUACAGGUAAGAUGUUGCAAAAUGAGACUGGAGAAGGCUCAGUGAUGACAGUUGGUUCAAGUCAUUGUGGUAGCAAUCAAAUUCCUCGAGACAGAGAUGUGAGCAGGAUUUCAAGCAGUGGUGUUUGGACUACUAGUUUGUCAGCAGAGCCUUUUUCCUUUAGGGAUAAUGUUCAGAGAACACUUCCAAUGGGUGAAAAAGGGAAAUCAGAAUCACAUGAACCAACUGUCACUUCAUCUUCUGGGGGCUCAGGCAGUAGUCUUGAAAAAACUUGUUCCCGCUCUACUAGUAUCUGUAGCCAGAAAAGAAAAGGGACAGAUUCAGAAGAGUUAGAGAAACAAAGUGAGACCACAGAACUCAAAUCAGUGGCUAGAAACAAGGAAGCUCAGCGGACAGGGUCUUCCCGAAGGAACCGUGCUGCUGAAGUGCAUAAUCUCUCAGAAAGGAGACGAAGAGACAGGAUCAAUGAGAAGAUGAGGGCAUUGCAACAACUCAUACCUCACAGUAACAAGACAGACAAAGCAUCUAUGCUAGAUGAGGCAAUAGAAUAUUUGAAAUCACUUCAGUUUCAGCUUCAGAUGAUGUUGAUGGGAGCUGGCAUGACACCAGUGAUGAUUCCAGGAAUUCAGCACUACAUGUCUCAAAUGGGUAUGGGAUUUGCAACACCUUCUGUGUCUAAUCAUAUGAAUAUACCAAGAGUCCCAUUCGAUCAAUCCAUAUCUAUGUCUCAAGCACCAAAUCAGACUGUACCAUUCCAAGCUCCUGUUCUGAGUCCCCUUAAUUACCAAAAUCAUAUGCAAAAUCCAGCUCUUUCUGAGGAAUAUGCACGCUGCAUGGGCUAUCAUCUUAUGCAAAGUGUCUCUCAGCCAAUGAAUGCAUUCAGUUAUGGUUCCCAGGCAGUACAACAUAGUCAAACCAUGAUUCCGCCUAGCAAUAGCAAUGGACCCCUGAGUGGGGCUGCUAAUACCAAUGAUGCUGUCGGUGGCAGGAUGGGAAUUCCAGUCACCAUGUGAACAGCCGACGAAAAAUCUCCUUCUAAAGCAGUCACGUCCUUGGACUUUGAAAAAUGGAACUUCUCUUCAGUGAUCCUUGAUAUUGAAUUCCUCCCAAUUCAUUAUGAUUGCUGGCAUUCUGAACUAGCAUACUACAGAAGAAAAUGCCAAGCAGAUAAUUUCAGCACCUAGGUUACCCUUAAUUGAAAUGGUCUCAAACAGUGGCUUGUAGCUGGCUGCAAGAACUGUCCUUAUCAUUUUCUAAAUACAUGACAUAGUUAUACGUCUCAUGAAACUGACUAUUAUUGAGUGUCUAAUGUGAAUGCUAGUUAUCCAGUAUCAAAAUUUUCAUGUCAUUCUUCAACCUUAAAGAUAACCUUAAGCGUUAUCUUUUAUUCAUUUCCCAUUUAUAUGGAAUUGUUCUUUGUUGGAUCCUC
Neltuma alba is the source of this 2386-nucleotide messenger RNA. Its product is annotated as transcription factor PIF4. The transcript has 9 exons. Gene Ontology annotation, molecular function: DNA-binding transcription factor activity; protein dimerization activity. The record is from RefSeq and is a predicted model, not a curated record. The coding region runs from base 336 to 1970 and encodes 544 amino acids. Lineage: Eukaryota; Viridiplantae; Streptophyta; Magnoliopsida; Fabales; Fabaceae. Gene Ontology annotation, biological process: regulation of DNA-templated transcription.